Messenger RNA from Bufo gargarizans (Asiatic toad), 573 nucleotides. Its product is annotated as guanine nucleotide-binding protein-like 3-like protein. The record is from RefSeq and is a predicted model, not a curated record. NCBI's taxonomy places the organism in Eukaryota, Metazoa, Chordata, Amphibia, Anura, Bufonidae. Bases 1 to 573 code for a protein of 190 amino acids. Gene Ontology annotation, cellular component: nucleolus. The transcript has 5 exons.
AUGCCAUCAAUAUCAGAUGGCGGGACCCGCUCCUCUCUCCAGAAUUGGGCCUCUGAAGUGAAGGUAGAAGAGAUGAAAGCAAAGCAAAAAGAUGCCCGGCAGAAAGAACUGGCGAAGAGAAGGAGCUUGGACACGUUUCAGAACGAUGCACUGAGGCGGCAGAGGGAGUUUGAGCAGAAGGAGGCAGAUCUGCGGAGCUUGGAGAAACACGAGCAGCUAGAGAAUGAGAACUCCAGGAAAGCCUAUUAUCGGGAAUUCAAAAAGGUGGUGGAAGCAUCUGACGUUAUCCUUGAAGUCCUGGAUGCCCGGGAUCCACUGGGUUGUCGCUGCCCACAGGUGGAGCAGGCUGUGGUGCAGAGCGGUACACACAAAAAGCUGGUCUUAGUUCUUACCCACCAAGCGCAGCUCAGCUUUAUUAAAGGGUCUACGUCUACAUCCGAUGCCGCCAUGAUUUUGCGGAACUGUGUGAAAAUUGAGCAGUUGAUUGACCCAGUAGGACCGGUGGAGGCCAUCCUGAGACGCUGCAAUAAAGAUCAGGUAGUUGAUGGGAGAGGGUGUCGGGUAGAGGAAUAG